AUGGAGACCUGCUACAACCUGAAGAGUCCGGCUGUUAAACGCUUAAUGAAAGAAGCAGCAGAGUUGAAAGACCCAACAGAUCAUUACCACGCACAGCCUUUAGAGGAUAAUCUUUUUGAAUGGCACUUCACACCUUCAUGGAGCAUAAGGACAGCAUUAUUAGCCAUCAUUGGGUUUAUGCCAACGAAAGGCGAAGGAGCCAUAGGCUCUCUGGAUUACACGCCCGAGGAGAGAAGAGCUCUUGCCAAAAAAUCACAAGAUUUCUGUUGUGAGGGAUGUGGCUUUGCCAUGAAGGAUGUCCUGUUGCCUUUAAAAUCUGGAAGCGAUUCAAGCCAGGCUGACCAAGAAGCCAAGGAACUGGCUAGACAAAUCAGUUUUAAGGCAGAAGUUAAUUCAUCUGGAAAGACUGUUGCUGAGUCGGACUUAAACCACUCUUUUUCACCAAGUGGUUUACAGGAUGAUGGACCUGCAACAUUCCAGGGUGCUACCGCAAGGACAUCGUAUGGAACCGAGAACCCCUCAGCAGCAUCCCUUCAACAGCCUGCCCAGCCCGUAGCUAAGAGCACCUCCAUGAGCCCUCGACAGCGCCGGGCCCAGCAGCAGAGUCAGAGAAGGCCGUCUACCUCCCCAGACGCCACCCAGGGCCAGCGGCCGAGAGGCGACCACACCGACCGCGGCGGGUCUGCUGUCUUGAUUGUCAUCUUGACUUUGGCACUGGCAGUUCUUAUAUUCCGGCGAACAUAUCUGGCCAAUGAGUACAUAUUUGACUUUGAGUUAUAA
Messenger RNA from Rangifer tarandus platyrhynchus (Svalbard reindeer), 780 nucleotides. The record is from the annotation of a GenBank genome assembly. NCBI's taxonomy places the organism in Eukaryota, Metazoa, Chordata, Mammalia, Artiodactyla, Cervidae.